Oreochromis aureus is the source of this 2265-nucleotide messenger RNA. RefSeq names its product lines homolog 1 (gene lins1). Bases 12 to 2141 code for a protein of 709 amino acids. NCBI's taxonomy places the organism in Eukaryota, Metazoa, Chordata, Actinopteri, Cichliformes, Cichlidae. The transcript is spliced from 6 exons. The record is from RefSeq and is a predicted model, not a curated record.
GUGUAUAUCACAUGGGAGAUCCACGCGGAAGUAGCAGCGCAAUGGAGGGUAAUAUGAGUUGUAAAGACGAAGACCUGUCCAUAAUGACAGAGCUUUUUAACUGUUUGACAGAAGCGUACAGAUGCUUUCUUGCGGGAUCGUACCCCCCCCAAAAUGCUGCCGAUGUAGCGAGCGUAAUAUAUUCGGGAUUAUGUGGACCUGUCCACGGUAAAGACAGACAAGGUUCCCCCUCAGAGUACUGCGGUGAAAAGAAUGCGGAGCUGACCUGCAUGUGCAUGUCUUUCCUCGAGAGGGUUUCUUCCAAUCUGACGUCUCAGGGGCUGCAUCCAGACAUUAAGUUUUAUUAUGCGGAGGUCCUAAAAGUAUUGCUUGAAGACAUGGAUCUCAUCACGCACCUUGUAAACCGGUUCCAAGCCGAGGACCACAUUAUCUCACAUCUGGCUGCAAAGACAGCAUCAAAGUGUGUUUUUUACCUUAUCUGCAAAUCUGGAGUUAUCAGUCCUGUCUGGCAGAGGAAAUGUGAACAAGCAUUUCAGAACCCAUGGCCUGGUGCUGAAUUAGAUGCCUGUUUGUGGUCACUGACUGAAGUCUCCAAAAAACUUCUUAAAGGAGCUCAUCGAGAGCUUAUGACACUUCUGGCAGGUUUUGACCUCAGUCUAAGUGUUCUAUGUUCAAAACUGCUCCCUGAAGAGAAGAAACACAUGUCACAGCAUUUAGUGGAUUUUACCAGAAGCACACACUGGGGAACAUCAUUAUGUCUACUGCUAGACCUGCUUGAGGUGCUGACUUCUUCUAGUUUGGUAUGUGGAGCUGGUGUCCAUUUGAAGAGUCAGAGAAUAACCCACCUUCACUCGUUGGCCCUCCUAAACAUCUGCUCCUCCUCAGAGUAUUAUGUUAAAAAGCGAGUGCUGCUUCUUCUAAAGAGAGCAAUCCUUCAGAAGGCUGGAGAGGACUGGAUUUCAGGGGAUGUGGCGUCAUGGAUGACAUGUGGAAACUGGAGCUCUGAUAUGAGCAUUCUUGCUCGAACUGUGUUAAAAGCAGCUUCUGACAAUUGGUUACUGAGUAUUCAAAUGCAGUCUGGCGCUUUCUUUGGAGGAACCAGGCACAUUCUGGGAGAUCAAAUUCAGAACUGGGAUUGCGUGAUGCUGAGAGCUGUCAGCCUGAUUAUUCUCAAGUCCAUAGAGCUUUGCAUCCAAACAGCUGCAGGAUCAGAAGUGAAGAGUGCAACAGAGGUUUAUGCAUACCUGCAGAGUCUGUGGGGCUUCCUGAGACGGUACAGUUUCAAACAGAGAGAGGUCACUCAUCUCUGCUGCUGGAUCAGCAUGCUGUUUGGAGACCAGGAUGAUGACAUGAUGGAGGCAGCCAAAGCUCUGCUCUACAUAUUUCUUCAUUACAGACUGGUUUCUGGGGUGGAUGAACUUGCAGUGUUGGAGACGGCCUGUGCAUCUGGCUUCAACCCUCACUGUCACUUUGUGCUUCUGCUUCAGAGCAUGUCCUUUGACUAUAGCAUCCUCCUUGACUUUCUGAUCUCAGCUGAAACCUGCUUUCUGGAGUACUUUGUGCAGUACUUGAAAUGCCUCCGAGAUGAUUGGCAGGGCUUCGCUGCAGCAUGUGAAGGUAUCACUGUGUCAGACUGUCGUCUUUCACAACAGAAGAAGUGUGGAGCCGAUACGUCAACAUUGAAAUGUAAAGGAGAGCCAGAUAAAGUAGAAUCUGGCUCCUGUGUCCAGCCCACAGAUGUUAUUCCACCAGUUGCAAGGUUUGGUAUGGCUUCAGAGCUUCGCCUUGUAGAGUAUGAUACUUCUGAUGAGUCUGAUCCUGAGAAUACAGUGGAAUCUGUCUGUGCCUUGAAUGGGAAACAAUAUAAGUCAACAGCUUUACUGAGUACAAGACUGGAAGGGUUAUUACAGCCAGUGUUGCAGAGUGAAAAAGCAUCACGCGCAAACAUGGCAUCUCUGUCAUGGCAGCUUACUGGUGAAAUAUCAGUCAGAGCAGUCCAUUGUUUGUCACGGCUUAGAGAGGUGGUAAUGAGACUGCACACAAAGAACCUCUUCCCAUAUAACCCUUCUUCACUCUUAAAGCUCGUAGCACAAGUAGAGAGCUGUUACCAGAAAUCACACCUGUCACAAUGCAAUAAAUAAUAAGGAUCACUAAUUUCAAUAAUUUUGUUUGCUGAUGUGGUGCAUACUGCAUAUGUUAAUGAAUUUUCUAUACUUUGUUUUUAUGAAAAGUAAAUAAAACCCCUUGCCACAGGAUGACCUAAAA